AUGAUGGUUUUCAGGACAAAGUGGAAUUUAAAUGCUGGACUGCAGAACAACUCCAUAGUUAUCAGGAGGGUGACGGAGGAAGAUGAAGGAUGCUAUCAGUGUCUGUACAGCACCUACCCUGAUGGAGCUCUGACUGGUUCAACCUGCCUCCAACUCUAUGAGCUGCAUGAACCCGUUCUACAUGUCAGAGAAUCAAACUCUCCUGAAGAGGCAGUUGUGUCCUGCUCGGCCACAGGUCGACCUGCUCCCACAGUAACACUGACUGUCCCUCACUACAACUCUACCAGUGUCACCAACACCAACGCUACAGUCACUGUCACCGCUACAGCCGUGCUGCCCCGUCUCCAUGACAACAGCGCACAGGUUGGAUGUGCAGUGCGAGUGCUCUCUGGUCCUCAGAUAGAGGUGUUUACCAUGAUUCCUGAGUCACACUGUCGUCUGCUGAUGGUGAGAAACACUUGA
Epinephelus fuscoguttatus (brown-marbled grouper) is the source of this 462-nucleotide messenger RNA. RefSeq names its product OX-2 membrane glycoprotein-like. Lineage: Eukaryota; Metazoa; Chordata; Actinopteri; Perciformes; Serranidae. Gene Ontology annotation, molecular function: cell-cell adhesion mediator activity. The record is from RefSeq and is a predicted model, not a curated record.